CCCCGCUCAUUGAUCCGGGGCUCAGUGCAUCCUGACCGUCUCCUCCACGCCGCCAUGCCGCAGUUCCUGGAGGACCCGCGGGUUCUGACCAAGGAGCAGCUGAGGAGCCAGCUGCUGGCCCACAGCGUGGAGCUUCCGGGUGGGAACCCCACUAAGGACGUGUUCGUGCAGCUUUACCUGAACAAGCUGACGGCCCAGAACCAGGAGCGGCUUCCGGCCGCUGCGCCGGACGCCUUUUCCAGCGACGAGGAGGCGCCGCCCGUGGCCCCCAGCAGGAGCCGCUCCUCCGGAAAGAAAACCCCCAGGAAAUCAGAGAAGCUCCGCCUGGAGGAGGUCGAGGUGACGUCGCUCACUGAUGAGGGCCUGAGGGACGAGUUGCAGAAGUAUGGAGUGAGUGUGGGACCAAUCGUAGGUGAGUGCUCCUCUAUCGUGGAGAAAAUCAGCGCCAGUGAGCAGAAAGUGGAGGAAGACGUUCUAACGGAGCUUUUUACUGGCGACAUGAACAGUCCGACAGGAAUAAGCGCCACCUGUAGGAAGCCCAUCAGAGGAGCCGCCGGACGCCCCCUGAUCUCCAGCGAAGUGUGGAAUGAGGAGUUUUCCAAAACCGCCAAGACAAGCAGCUUCUCCUACAUGGGGAGCCACGCCGUCAACAGGGUGUCCAGUGGGAGCGCCUCCUCCAGCGCCUCCUCCAGCAACUCCUCCAGCACCUCCUCCAGCACCUCCUACGCCACGCUGGCUGUUACCGCUCCAACCAGAGCGCCGCGCCGCAGCACUGCUCUUUGGAAGAAGCUGGCCCUGGUCGGUGUCCUGGGUGCAUUCCUGGUUUUUGUUUACCUGGCCAUGGAGACCAACUCUGUGGGCCCGUUCCAGGCCUGAGCUACAGGGGGGGCAGCGUAGAUAGGGGGGUGAAUACUUCUGGUUGAAGUGUGAAUCUGUAGCCAGUUUUUCUUACCUCAUGAUUCCCUGGUUUGUAUUUUUAAAGUGUCUUUCUCCUUUAAGCGGUGUCCUGUAAAGCGGUGAAGAGUCCUGAUGGAUUCCUUAGAGCGAAGCACUGUAGCUUCUUGGUGCUAACUGUGUUGACAUUGUGUGCGUUGGGGUUAAAGGCGGAGCUUAGUCUUACUGCCUGGAUGUCAGCAAAGAUGGCGCCAUGACGCUGAUGCUUCUAAAACUGAAACUCUUGAUAUAUUUUCUUAAUGUUUCUUAUUAAACUGAAUUUCUAUUUUACACAAAUGUAGUUGCUGCAUUGCUCACUAAAUAAAGCGUUACUGCAGCACAUCGU
This is a messenger RNA of Cyprinodon variegatus (sheepshead minnow), 1279 nucleotides long. It is a transcript of the gene tmpo, whose product is annotated as thymopoietin. The record is from RefSeq and is a predicted model, not a curated record. The transcript is spliced from 4 exons. Gene Ontology annotation, molecular function: DNA binding. Lineage: Eukaryota; Metazoa; Chordata; Actinopteri; Cyprinodontiformes; Cyprinodontidae. The coding region runs from base 55 to 876 and encodes 273 amino acids.